AAAGAGAAAUUUAGAGAAGCGAAAUUAGAAAAUUCUGAAUUUAAAGGAUUACUAUAGUCUUUAAUUUCGCCUCAUUUUGUUGCAUUUUGUAAUUUGAGCGCGAUGCUGAUAGAUACAGUCUUAAAUAUAUUAACUAUGACUUAUUUUGGAGAAAUAAAACGAAAUGAAUGGUUCAUAUUUGAUUUACAACCAGGACAGAAAGUCCAAAGAUUCCCUGACUUCAUAGCCACCGAAAAUUACACGGUUUUGUGUUAAAACACAUGAUGCACGGGGUAAAACCACCCUGCCUACUGAUACACAAAAAACAAUUUCAAAGUAAAUCCAUUUUGGCAAUCCCUGAUAUUAUGAUGAAUUAGUUGAUUUUUUACUAAAAAGGAUGUGCUGGCUGGAACCAAGGCCGUGAACGCCAUAGUGUGUUGGUGCAUUUCCAGCCGUAAGUCGGCACGGUGAAGCAGAGCAAAAAUGAGGCAAGUGUGGCUUAUGGCCUUUUUAGGGCUUGUGACUGGUGCAGCUGGACAAUUCAAUCCCGACAGUUUCGUUGGCCGGCUGGUUGUUUCUGCUAUUAAACACACCGUGCAAAAGCGGAGCUUGCCAGAAAUCAUGGGAAUGGUGUCGGGCAUCGCUGGAAACGUGCCGAGCCUUGCAAUUCUCGGGCCAAACGGAGGAAUCAACCUUCCAGAGAUUUUGAAUACGGUCUUGCCGGUUUUCGGAGAAGCCUCAGAUGGAGUGAGGUGUUGUAAAAUUAUACAAGUACCAGACGUGUUUAUGGAGAAUCUAGUGACGUGCAUCAUUGAGCCGGCAAAUGCGAUGGGGCAGAAUAUUUCAGCAAGAAAAUCUCAGGGCUUAGAGGAAAAUUGCCAAAUUAUACACAGGGAAAGGGAAGAUUAUUUUCACAAUGAUUCAGUUGAAAAGUUUUGCCAAGCGCCGAAAAAGUCGGAGAUGCAUGUUAAUUUGAAAUGGAAAAAAACAAGCAUGAUUCACCCACCUGUUAGUUUCAAGGAACUAUCUACUUUGAUGCAGUCAGAAUUGUGUGCGAUGAAAUGCACCUUCCAGAAGGAAAAUAAGCUAGGCAACGAUGGCUUGCCGAACAAGGAACUUAUGUUGGAUAAUGUUAACGCGGCCUUCAAGCCUGAAGCAGUAGAGACGGUGAAACUAGCAAUCGAGGCUUGCGACAAAGAAAUGCGCAUCUCGCAAAAAUCGCUCGAGCAGGAAAUGUCUGAAGAGGACAAGUGCUGGGCUUCAAAUGCCAUGGUCGGCUGCUUAGUUGAAAAAUUCCACGAGCACUGUCCACCAGAAUCCAGGAUCGCAGGCAGCCAGUGUCUCGGUAAUUUGGGCUCAAAGUUCUGGGGUGACUUGCCAAGAAAGCUGAAGACAAUUAUUAACGACUUUAAAGGAAAUUUGAUGAAGAAAUAAUGCAGUUUUACUUUAAUUUGGUUACUGUUACUGUUCACCAAAUUUUUGGUUGGUACCAAAAAUAUAUUAAAAAUUAUAG
Cloeon dipterum is the source of this 1492-nucleotide messenger RNA. RefSeq lists its product as uncharacterized. Gene Ontology annotation, molecular function: odorant binding. The coding region runs from base 463 to 1413 and encodes 316 amino acids. Lineage: Eukaryota; Metazoa; Arthropoda; Insecta; Ephemeroptera; Baetidae. The record is from RefSeq and is a predicted model, not a curated record. The transcript has 10 exons.